Vidua macroura (Pin-tailed whydah) is the source of this 1502-nucleotide messenger RNA. RefSeq names its product ecotropic viral integration site 2A (gene EVI2A). The transcript has 2 exons. Bases 157 to 915 code for a protein of 252 amino acids. Gene Ontology annotation, cellular component: membrane. The record is from RefSeq and is a predicted model, not a curated record. Lineage: Eukaryota; Metazoa; Chordata; Aves; Passeriformes; Viduidae.
AACACCAGCACUGCCCAAAUCUCCCUGCUGUACACUGAUGGUUGUUUGCAUCCUAGGAGCAAAUAUAUGCACAAAGAAAUCUUAUUGUCAAAGGACUAAAUAUCUGAAACAUCCAUGUGCUGCUGACUGCAUCUUGGCAAGGGGACUCAACAGAAGAUGCAGACAAAGAGAUGCAGUAACCCACACCUGACCUUUCCUGUCAUGAUACUCUUCUCCCUGUGGCUGCAAACAAGUGCAAACCACACGGGUUACCCACACCUCAGAGAAGAAACCUGGAGUCCCAUCAGCCAAAACCUCAGUGGGAGUCAGAACAGGACAGAAGCAAGCACAAAUUCUCCUCUGAGCCUCAAUUUCAGCAGCCAAACGACUACUUUUGAAAUGCAAAGUACCCUGCCAUUCUUCUCCUCUACAAUGACUCAAAAUUUUACUUCCCCUGCCCCAAGUGCAGUUUCCACCUCAGGAGGAUUAGAGAAAAGCAGCAAACCCAAGAGCCCAAUGACCAAAGAAACCUGUGAAGACAAUAAGUCUCUCAUACUGAUUUGCUUCAUUAUCAUUGCAGUUCUUGUGCUCAUCUGCAUCUCCCUGUUUCUGUCCACAGUCAUAGUAGCCAACAAGAUCUCCUAUCUCAAAAGAGCCCAGCAGGGCAAACGCAGGCCCAGGAGCAAUGGUGACCUCCUGGCCACCAACAGCUUAUGGCCCACAGCAGCAGGAACAUGGCAGAGGAUGCCCAAGGAGACAAGUGGAACCGAGCUGGUAAUGCAGGAGCUGAUAUCAGGGAGGCAUGCUGUGAACCAAAGGAAAACUGAAGAUGAAACUACUGAGAAACUCACCAAAGCAGCAGAUAAUGAACAAGAAAGCAAAGAACCAUCCCAGUCACACAAAACCAUUUUAACCAAUUUUGUCGUUGAGAUUUAAUUCACACUCAGGUAAAAAUUAAUCUUUUGCAUUUGUUACACCAUUAAUGUAAGGCAAAAACUUGUAUUUCAAGAAACAGCAAGAAUUUCCCCCCAGGAAAGCUAAAUCCAGAUUUUAGAGUUUUUCCAUUUAUGCCAGUGGGAACUGCUGCAGCCACAAGUGGAUCCAGAAGGUAGUAAAACUGUGUUAAAUAGCUUUCUGUAAGUAGUGUCAAGACUGGUUUUACUCCUUUGACCAGAAAUCAGGGUGACAGGAGCUGAACAGGAUAAACCAAAAGGACAGAAUCUGCCCAUGCUCAAAGACCACAGAGGGGAACAAGGAACAGACUGUCAGUCUGAUCAACACUCUGAACACUAAGAUGCUGCACAGGCAUAACCAAGUUGCUUUUCAUAGGAAACCAUACAUUAGUCAAAACUCUGAUUCAACCACUAAUCCAGGAUCUAGUCCCUCUCAAAAUGCCCUUUUGGAUUUUCCAUUGACAACUUCUUAAACCAGCUUAAUUACUUUUGAAGCAGACUGAUUGGAACCAUAUUUAUUGUGUUUCAACAUUGACUAUGAAUAGAUGAAGUUUGUAGUAUUUGCUAGAA